ACUGAUUUAAUAACAUGAUAAUUUUUUUGUUAAUUAGAAUCUUAAAGCUGCUCAAAAUAAAAUUAAUCAUCUUGAAGAUGAAAUACAAGAAUCAAGAGAAAAUUAUAUCGAUCAUGAAACUACUAUGUUGGAGAUCAUACAAUCUGCUUUUACUUCUCUCCAUCAUCUUCAAAAAACCACAGGAGAACAAACCAAACAAAAAUUACAAAGUAUUGAUGCAAUGUUAACAGCGUUACGUUCCGAUUUUAUAAAGUUAGAUUUAAAAGAGGAUGUGGAUCAUCUUUCUUGGACUAUAUCACACUAUCAAAACGAAGCUGAACAUUACAACAAAUCAAUUGAUAAAAGACACAAACAAAUUCUACGACUUUUACACUCCAAUCAGUUUGUUGAAAUAUUAAGUACAGAUUAUGUAUUGGAACCAAACGUAACUGAACAACCAAAUUUAAUGCUUGAUUUGAUUGCGAAAUUAAUAACUAUAUGUAGAAACAAUAAACGAAGGAAUCAAAAUAAUCCAGAUUUCAAUUUUUUUCAAGGAUGGGGUCUUCAAGAUGAAGCAUGUGGUGGUGGUUAUUACUCAAAUGAUUUACCUCAACCACAUAGAGAAUUCAAUUAUUUAAAUGAUAGUUUUAAUGAGGAUCUUAAUGAAAAUUCAGAUGAAACUCUAAACGAAGAAUGUGAAAGUUUUGAACCAUAUAUAGAGCCAUCAGAUGAAGAUUUUCCCCCGUUAUGUGGAUUAAGCCGACGAAAAUUAAAAAAGAUAAAAGCUCGUGAUGAAUUUGAUACUUUUGUUACAAAAAUUCAAAGUUUAUUGCCGCUUUGUACGACUACGCAAAUAAAUGGAGCGAUUAAAGUUGUACAAUCCCAAAAAAACGUUAAUUUUAAAGAGAUAAUGCUUGAAGAUGUCGUUGAGUAUUUAAAAUCAACGUUUAAAAGUAGCAUAAUUGAUGAUGCCACCAAUAAUAUUUUACGUUUUUGGGAAAAUGAUUCGCAAUCAGACAAGAAUACUCAAUCUGAGAUUAAUGCAUGCCCAAUUUGUUUAGAUCAAAUCGAGCAAAAUGAGAUGCCGUUAUCGUGUGGGCAUUUAUUUCACAAUAACUGCAUUAUGGAGUGGUUAAGAAACAAUGGUAGUUGCCCGAUAUGUAGAGUUACCAUUAAUUAUAAUUAUUUGCCAUUUUAAAAGAAAGAAUAGUUUUAAGGAUUAUUUUUGAAAA
Messenger RNA from Onthophagus taurus, 1211 nucleotides. NCBI's taxonomy places the organism in Eukaryota, Metazoa, Arthropoda, Insecta, Coleoptera, Scarabaeidae. The record is from RefSeq and is a predicted model, not a curated record.